Messenger RNA from Guillardia theta CCMP2712, 906 nucleotides. RefSeq lists its product as hypothetical. Lineage: Eukaryota; Cryptophyceae; Pyrenomonadales; Geminigeraceae. The transcript has 3 exons. The annotation marks the transcript as partial. The record is from RefSeq and is a predicted model, not a curated record.
GUUCAUGACAGUGAUUCAACGAGGCCUGUGGUAGCAGGGGAACAGGCUAUUCCAGCUUUCGCUGUUGUAGCAGACGAAAACGUCUUGCAACAUCAAGCCCCAUUGGAUCAAUCGCCGGUGCAGCCUAGGGCGCGGCGAGGUCGCAAGCAUCCUCAAUCCAGAGCUGCAGAAUUCGACAAAACACGUACACGCAUUCAGCAGAACAAUUUAUCGGAGAAGACCAGAGAGAUGUAUAUGAAUUACAUGAUACGCUUCAUAGAAUGGUUGUACUCGAAUGAGAUGAUUUCAAAACGAAGAUGCGUGAAGAACAUGACAAAUUCUUGAACGGAUCAGAUGAGGUGACAGAGCCGGCGAUGACAGACGAGGGCUUACCUACUACAUCUUACAUCGAGUCUGUAAUGUCACAGAAGAACAUUCCUCCCGUCUAUUUUGACAAAUUCACGCCAGUCAUGUUUCUUGACUGGGUGACCUUUAAAGUUCAACAAAAUCCAGAUUUGACAUUCCAAACAUGCUCGUCUUACAAGUCAGGAUUGAUGCACAUGCUGAAGAAUUACGGGGUUACACUGAGCAUGGAGGCGCCUGGAUUGAAGCGAGCAUUGAAUCUUUCUCAACUUCCCGAGUCUUGCAACCAAGAUGCAAAAGUGAUAACCGGCAAGGUUCCCAUGUCAUACGUUUUGUAUUCAGUAUUCGCCAAGGUUAUGCUACAGAAACCAGAAAGAGAAUAUGUUUGGGCCAGAACCUUUUUGAUUCUGGCUUGGAAUUUUAUGUCCAGAUCCAGAAACGUAUGCACACUUCUGUACAAUCCCAUGGAAUAUGUCGGGGAUGCCUUGCGAUUCUACGUAAUUCACACGAAAAAUGAUCAGGCUGGUGAGAAACCGCGGGAUCCAAAGCAUGUCUAUAGCAACC